Messenger RNA from Scylla paramamosain (green mud crab), 3776 nucleotides. RefSeq names its product twist-related protein 2-like. Gene Ontology annotation, molecular function: protein dimerization activity; RNA polymerase II transcription regulatory region sequence-specific DNA binding; DNA-binding transcription factor activity, RNA polymerase II-specific. Gene Ontology annotation, biological process: regulation of transcription by RNA polymerase II; developmental process. The record is from RefSeq and is a predicted model, not a curated record. Bases 456 to 1052 code for a protein of 198 amino acids. The transcript has 3 exons. NCBI's taxonomy places the organism in Eukaryota, Metazoa, Arthropoda, Malacostraca, Decapoda, Portunidae.
ACCUGUUUUAUGCACAAAACAGCGCCGGCCAGUCAGGCCUGGAGGUCAUGGAUGCAUGCUCCUCUAUGGGAGGCUGACGCCGCCUGUAAGCAGAAUGGGUGGGCCCCUAAAGGACUGAGAGGCACGGCGGCAACCAGUGCCAGUGCCAGGGUGCCACAUCGUCUGGAGAUACAGGCUGCCUCAGCAGCAAGCCACCCCGGACACCAGUGGUAGUGGUUGUCGGUAUCACCUCCGGCGUUGGUCUGUCGCUCCGCCACACCGCCAGGGAAAACGUGUUUCCCGCCGCCGGGUCUAGUGUCCUCACGCGAGUGGCGAGGGUUUUGUGCGACACCCAGUGACCAAGAGCACGACUCCAAAGUGUGUAUGUGAGCACGACGCCGCGGCUGUGGCGGGACCGAGGGCUCCGGGUGGUGUCGCAGCAGGCUGGGGAUGGUGAGUGCCUGGCGACGCUCGUGAUGGUGCAGCGCGGGGAAGACGCCAUGCAGGGACAGAUGGUGACCGUCAAGUGCGAGUACUCGCCGCCGCCCUACACCCUUCCGCUGCAGGAGUUCACGGACAGUCAUGAGCCUGUGCGGCGUGCGCCCCCCGCCUUCACCUCCCUCAUGGAGGACCUUAGUCCGCGCAGCUCGUGUGGCGGCCAUGAGUCGCAGACCACGUCGGGGGAGGACGAGCCACGCGGCCGUAAGCGGCGCCUCGAUGAAGACUCAGAGGAGGGACGGCUGGCUAAGGCGAGGAAAAAGUCUCCGCAAAGCUCUGAGGAGCUGCAGCAGGCGCGGGUGCUGGCCAACGUGCGGGAGCGGCAGCGGACGCAGAGCCUCAACGAGGCGUUCACGUCGCUGCGCAAGAUCAUCCCCACGCUGCCCUCCGACAAGCUGUCCAAGAUCCAGACCCUCAAGCUGGCCAUCCGCUACAUUGACUUCUUGUACCAGGUGCUGGACACCGACGCGCACGACCAGCGGCUCUCCUCCUCCUGCACCUACGUGGCCCACGAGCGUCUCAGCUACGCCUUCAACGUGUGGCGCAUGGAGGGUGCCUGGGGCGGUCACCUAUAAUACAGAUGGAGGCCGGCGGAGGGACCAGAAGAGGAGGAGGAGGAGGAAGAGGAGGAGGAAGGGGAGACGGAGCGGUACUCCCAGAGAGGCGGGGGGCGUGAGGGCGACAAAUCACCCCUUGGACUUCAUACAAUAAGUUACCUGAAUACUCUAUAGUGUUAUGUCGUACCAGGUGAGCGAGGACAUCCCCGGGGGUCGUGCAUGUCCCUUGCCCAUCUCCCCGGCCUUCCCCUAGUUCACCCGAGUGCCGCCCGCGGGGGGAUGGAAGUAUCCUCGCGUCGCCUCGGGGUAGUGCAAAAGUAUGCCUCCGACUUCGGCUGUUAUAUAGUGAUUAGGACUGACGCUGAGGCUCUGUGUGUGUGUGUGUGUGUGUGUGUGUGUGUGUGUGUGUGUGUGUGUGUGUGUGUGUGUGUGUGUGUGUGUGUGUGUGUUUUGCUUCCUCUCUCCCACUGUAGCUGUUCUUUUGCCUCCACCCACUCCAGUCAUCCAAUCAUGCUCUUCUGAUGUCAAAUGCCACAAGAAAAUAAAGUCAAUCACUCGUUCAAUCAGUCAGUUAGUCAGUCAGUCAGUCUUACAGUUCUCCAGUCAGACAGCAAGAUAACCACUCUACCAGUCAGUCACCAAGCCAGCCAGCCAAUCAACCAACCAGUUCUUCUGUCAAUCAACCAGCCAGUCAUUCAGCAAGCCAUCCAGUCAGUCAGACAACCAGUCAACCAGUCACCCAGUCAGUCAGCGAGUUCUUCACUCAACCACCCAGUCAACCAGUCAGCCAGGUCCUCAUUCUUAUCCAUCCAUCUCCACCUGUCUCCGAAGUCCCAGAACCCAUCCACGAAUCCAGUCAUCCACCAAGUCUCCACUCAGAAACCUGGUCACCCACAUCUGCCGCUCGUCACCUAAACGCUUCUAAUUAAGGGUUCACUGCGGCUGCCCCAACACACACACACACACACACACACACACACACACACACACACACACACACACACACGCAAGAGAACGACCAACGAAGAUCUUAAACCAGCAAAUCCUAUCCAAUCCUACACGACGAAGGAUUUCAGGGACUAUCUUUCCAUCCUUUCUCGCUUCCUUCACUCUCCUCUUUACUAGUUGCUGGUUCAAGGAAGUGUUCAAGGAGUGUUAUGAGAGGAGAGAGAGCAGUGUGGGAGAGUGUGAAGGGAGCGUGCUGUGGGAGUGUGUAUGCCUGUGAGAAUAUGUGUGUGUGUGUGUGUGUGUGUGUGUGGUAGUAGUAGUAAUGGAAAGUCUCUCUCUCUCUCUCUCUCUCUCUGUCUGUCUGUCUGUCUGUCUGUCUGUCUGUCUGUCUGUCUGUCUGUCUGUCUGUCUGUCUGUCUGUCUGUCUGUCUGUCUGUCUGUCUGUCUGUCUGUCUGUCUGUCUGUCUGUCUGUCUGUCUGUCUGUCUGUCUGUCUCUCUCUCUCUCUCUCUCUCUCUCUCUCUCUCUCUCUCUCUCUCUCUCUCUCUCUCUCUCUCUCUCUCUCUCAUUCGUGUACUUAAAGCUGUCUUGCAAGAGCUUACUUAUAAGAAUGUACUUAAAUCCGGAUGCAAAACAGUGCUAAUAAGCUUCACAAAUCGAGUGUUUACUUAUGUACGUGUACUUAUUAAUGUACUUAACUCACAUACUCAUGUACUUAAGAGAGGCUGGUGAAGUGAAGAGUGUUAGUAGUAAGACUGAAAUGUGUUAAGUGAACCACACACACGCACGCACACACACACACACACACACACACACACACACACACGUUAUUAUCGUAAGGUGUCUGUAUGUAUAAGGUUUUAGGUUGUUCUUAGUAUUAAUUUGUAUAAAGAAACGAAGGCAAAAAUAACAUCACGUGGGAUUGUUGAGUUUAAAAAGAAUGUUGUUUAUUUUCCGUGAAUAUCGACUUGCUUUUGUGCUCAUUUAUCUUGUAUUGCUUUUAGUUUAUUUGUUUUCACUUUUUAUCUUGACAUUUUUUUUUUUUUUGACAACCAAUGGUAUUUAAUUCUCUUCCCACGUGUUGUUACUUCUGGCAACUAAACCUCAACCCACAACCAAACCCCUAUCAAUUUAUUAUACCCUGCCACCCUACCCAUCCUUACCUUCCCCUACCAAACCUCAACCAAACCCCUACCAAUCUAUUAUACCCUGCCACUCCUAACCCUACCCAUCCUUACCUUCCCCUACCAAACUUUACCAAGCAAUAGCCCAACCCAACCACACAGCCUUAUUCCCAACCAUCCCCAACCAUCCCUGCCAAAUCUCAACCAUCCCAAACCCUCCCUGUCAAACCAAAUCGUCCUCUGCCGCUCCCACCCAUCACCGUACCAAACCCUGCCUGCCAAACCUUACCAACCUCUUCCAAGUCCCUACCUAUAGAUACAUACCCCAGGACCUCACCAGGUGUAUAUACUAAUUAAGGUGAGGACAGGUGUAACAGAGUAAUGACCUGAUGAUGAUGAUGGUGAUGAUGAUGAUGAGGCCAGUGCAAAAUCUCAGGUAUUACUGCCAUUACUACGGUCUCUCUCUCUCUCUCUCUCUCUCUCUCUCUCUCUCUCUCUCUCUCUCUCUCUCUCUCUCUCUCUCUCUCUCUCUCUCUCUUACUUAUUAUUAUUCAGAUGAAAAUAUGACGAUGAUAAUAAUGACAAUGAUGAUGAUAAUGAUGACGAUGAUGAUGAUGAUGAUGAUGAUGAUGUACGUCCAAUAUUGUACUGUAAUAAAGAGCAUUAUUUUC